Messenger RNA from Limulus polyphemus (Atlantic horseshoe crab), 1905 nucleotides. Its product is annotated as proteasomal ubiquitin receptor ADRM1-A-like. Gene Ontology annotation, cellular component: nucleus; cytoplasm; proteasome regulatory particle, lid subcomplex. The record is from RefSeq and is a predicted model, not a curated record. Bases 190 to 1284 code for a protein of 364 amino acids. NCBI's taxonomy places the organism in Eukaryota, Metazoa, Arthropoda, Merostomata, Xiphosura, Limulidae. Gene Ontology annotation, molecular function: ubiquitin binding; endopeptidase activator activity; proteasome binding. Gene Ontology annotation, biological process: ubiquitin-dependent protein catabolic process. The transcript has 7 exons.
AUUGUAUGCGGUCUACAGCGAUUUACUAGAAGUGAGCGUAUUGAGUCGCUAGUUGGUAUUGGAAAUGUGGAAAGCUUGAAAUUCAUUUGUUUACGAAUUAGCUAAGUAAGUUCUAAAGAAUAAUAAAAUUAAAUACGAAGCUACUGUUUGUGUUUUCAGGAUUUCUCCAAUCAUUAUUUUUAUUGAAAUAUGGCUAGACCGUUUUUAUUUGGAAACAGUGGAUCCAGCCAGGGACAAAGCAAAUACCUUGUGGAGUUUAGGGCUGGUAAAAUGACUAUGAAGGGCAAUAUGGUACAUCCUGACAAGCGAAAAGGUCUCGUGUACGUAUAUCAGGCUGACGAUUCCCUAAUGCAUUUCUGCUGGAAAGAUCGGAGUUCUGGAUCAGUUGAAGACGAUCUCAUAAUUUUCCCAGAUGAUGUGGAACUCAAGAAAGUUCAGCAGUGUACCACGGGCAGAGUUUAUGUUCUAAAGUUUAAAUUGUCUAGCCGGAAAUAUUUCUAUUGGAUGCAGGAACCAAAGACAGAUAAAGAUGAUGAAUAUUGUAACAAAGUCAAUGAAUAUCUCAACAAUCCCCCGGCUCCAGGCUCCUCUCGCUCGGGGAUUGGAGGAGGAAUUGGUGGCUCAAAUUCCUCUCAAGGACUCCAUUCAGAACUAAGCAAUCUUGGAGAUGGAGAUUUGCAUAAUCUUCUUAAUAAUAUAAGUCAGCAACAGCUUAUGCAGCUUCUUGGAGGCGUGGGUGGUGUUUCUGGAGUGGCCAACUUAAGUAACCUUCUAGGGGUGAGUCGUCCAUCAAGUAGCCAGUCUACUACAACUACACUUCCAGCAUCUUCACCUUUCACAAAUGAACGUUGUUGUUUUUUACCCCCUCCAGUGGAUUUAUCUUCUGCUCUUACUGCUGAAGCUUUGCAACCAUUACUCUCUAACCAGGAGUUUAUGGACAGAGUAUGCGAGCUUCUCCCACCUUCGAGUGACACCGGAUCCUCUUCCAUUCGGGAUCACUUGAGGAUGACAGUUCAAUCUCCACAGUUUCAGCAGGCUCUUGGCAUAUUUAGUGCUGCUUUGCAGUCUGGUCAACUAGGUCCUCUGAUGCAACAGUUUGGUAUGGGCACGGAUGUUGUCAGUGCAGCCACUUCUGGAGAUAUGGAAGCUUUUGUACGGGCAUUACAGAAUGCCCAAGGUAAAGGAGGGAGUCCAGGAGCCGGAGGAACGGAUGGAACUGUAAAAGGGGAUGUUUCUAAUAAGGAUAAAGAUAAAGAUCCUGAUGAAGAAAUGAGUUUGGAUUGAAAAAAGUGUUAAUUACUUGAAACUUUAGCAAUUAAAAAUUUUAUUUUCAUUUUGAUUUUUCAACUUUUUUAGAAUCUUUUUUUCACGUUUACACUUAUAUUCAGAAUUAGCGUCUCUCACAGAGUAAAAUAAAAAAAAAAGUAUAUAUAUAUAAAUGAUUGUACUUGAACUUCUCAGACAACCCCACAAACAGGAUUAAAUGUUGUUAACUAGAAGAUGAUGAUUGAUGAUGGAAUAAAUCUUUAAAGAAGCUUACUGAGAACAGAACUGUCUUCUAUUACUAACGCCCACUGUAGUAUGUUUAGAUGUGGGUUGCUGUUUUUUUCCCGUAUUCUGCUAAACUUGGAAGAUAAUCUUUUUUUUUCUUACAUGGAUGCAUACUGUGAAUGUUGCUACACUGUAAAAUUUCUAAUGUUAAUGCAAUUAAUAUAAGACAAACCCAAGAGUUUAUGGUAUUAGUGUUUCAAGCAGUUGAAUAAAUACAGCUCCACACACACACAUUAAGCACUAUGGCUAUUUUGUUUCGGUUUAAAUAAACACAUAAAAUAUCUGCUCGAGUUUGCUUGUGAGUGAUGGAUAUUAUAGAAAUUUGGUUCCAAUUAAACCUCUGAAUCCUCAGAA